Molecule: messenger RNA, 2134 nt
Organism: Anopheles merus
Lineage: Eukaryota; Metazoa; Arthropoda; Insecta; Diptera; Culicidae
Gene: Slu7
Product: pre-mRNA-splicing factor Slu7
Exons: 1
Coding region: 127-2028 (633 amino acids)
Biological process (GO): mRNA splicing, via spliceosome
Cellular component (GO): spliceosomal complex
Molecular function (GO): pre-mRNA 3'-splice site binding
Source: RefSeq, a predicted model, not a curated record
AUACAAGUUUCACUUUGGUUCAGUGCGUGUAGAUGCGUAAAUAGUUGGUGCCAAGUGUAGAGAAAAGUCGAUUUGUUCUGUAUGAUCUAGAGGCUUUCAAUACAAAAGCAGAAGCCCACGUCCAAAAUGGUUAGCUCGGGAUCACGCCUUCCCUUGUCGAUGCUCUUGCAGACAAAAGAGGCAACGGAGGAGGAACCUCGAAAAGCAUCGCGGGAAGAUUGGCGCAAAGCCAAGGAGCUCGAGGAAGCGCGUAAGGCGGGUAAUGCUCCGGCCGCAGUUGACGAGGAGGGACGCGAUAUCAACCCGCACAUUCCGCAGUACAUAUCGUCGGCACCAUGGUACUACAACACAGCAGGUCCGACGCUGAAACAUCAGCGCCCCCAGGAUGACGAAAAGCAGCGCUCCGGCAUCGACGAGUGGUACAAGCGGGGCGUCGACACUUCCAAACCCCUGGUGACCAAGUAUCGGAAAGGGGCGUGCGAAAACUGUGGCGCCAUGACGCACAAACGCGUCGACUGUAUGGAGCGACCGCGCAAAGUGGGGGCCAAAUUUUCAGCCAAACAGAUAGCGCACGACGAGUUCCUCCAGCCCACGAUCGUGAGCGACUACGAUGGCAAGCGCGACCGUUGGGCCGGUUACGAUCCAGCCAACCAUCGGGAGAUUGUGGAAGAGUAUCUGAAAAUCGAGCAGGCGAAACGCGAACUGCGCGCCCAAAAGUUGAAGGAAAACCCGGACCUUGCGGAGGAACAGGACGAGGAGGGCGACGAGGACCGAUACGUGGAUGAGGUGGACAUGCCUGGCACGAAGGUGGAUUCCAAGCAGCGCAUCACCGUGAGAAAUUUACGCAUUCGCGAGGAUACGGCAAAGUAUCUCCGCAAUCUUGAUCCCAAUUCGGCCUACUACGAUCCAAAGACGCGCUCUAUGCGCGACAAUCCUACGCCGCAGCUCAACCCGGAGGAGACCGAGUUUGCGGGAGAAAACUUUGUCCGCUACUCGGGUGACAUUCAGAAGCACGCCCAGGCGCAACUGUUUGCGUGGGAAGCGUACGGCAAGGGUGUGGAUGUGCAUGUGCUGGCCGAGCCGACGAAGCUGGAGUUGCUGCAAAAGGAGUACGAGAAGAAAAAGUCACAGUUCAAGGAUGAGGUGAAAAACAAAGUGCUGGAGCAGUAUGGCGGGGAAGAGCAUUUGGCCGUGCCGCCCAAAGCGCUGUUGCUGGCGCAGACGGAAAACUAUGUGGAGUACUCGCGGUACGGCAAAAUUAUCAAGGGACAGGAUAAGCCCAUCAUUCGGUCACGGUACGAAGAAGACGUGUACAUUAACAAUCACACCACCGUGUGGGGUUCGUAUUGGAGCAACGGUUGCUGGGGUUACAAGUGUUGCGAAUCGAUGAUCAAAAACUCAUACUGCGUGGGAGAGAAUGGCAAAGCUGCUACGACUAAGCCAACCAAUGAGGUCGCCAACCCGUCCGAAACGGUUGUCGAAAACGACGCACCUAAAAUGUGCCCAGAAAAUCAAGCUAAUCCACCACCUGCUGCUGCUGCUGCUUCUGCUGCUGCGGUUGCUGUAGCGGAUGCAUUGCAAACUAUUGACAAACAGCAGAGCCAACAAACAGCACGCGUUGCUUCGCAGCCGGAAGGAACAACACCAGUAGGCGGCGACAACAACAGCAGUCACAGCAGCAACAGCGACAGCGAUUCCGAAUCCGAAGGCACUGCUAAGCGCGGUCGCAAAGAAUCGAAGAAAUCGAAAAAGAAGCGCAAGAAGGAAAAAAAGCGUCAGCAACGGCGGGAAGAGAAAAACUCGCGCCAAAAGUCCGAGGGCAAGGCAGAGAAAGAUAAGCUACAGCUUGCGCUGGAAGCGGAAGAGCAAAGCCAGCGGCGGGCUGCCGAAUUAUUACGCCAGGACGAAAGGAAACGUCCGUACAACAGUAUGUACGACGUGAAAGCCCCAACUGAGGAGGAAAUUGAAGCCUACAUGAUGAAGCGACGCCGGGAGGAAGAUCCAAUGCUGGCGUUCAUGGACAAGUGAGCAACGAAUCGGCAAUAUGCAUUAGAAUGGGCGUGAGUAUCGCGUAAUAUAAUUUGAAGCUUUAGUUUUACGGACAAACGCGCAGAUUCAAACUUUAUGCAAAUAA